Fraxinus pennsylvanica is the source of this 1296-nucleotide messenger RNA. The record is from the annotation of a GenBank genome assembly. Lineage: Eukaryota; Viridiplantae; Streptophyta; Magnoliopsida; Lamiales; Oleaceae.
AUGGGAAACGGAAAUGGAAAUUCGAAUUAUACAAUGAACCCGCCUCAAGAACAAGACAAUACACCCUCAAAUUCCCCCAAAGUCCAAGUAUUAGAAGCGCAAGAACCGGAACAAGUAAAUGAAUCUCAUCGUCUAUUACCCUCACCACUCCGUUCAACUGAAAAUAUCGUAAAAACAGAACAAGAAGAUGAAGAAGAAGUUGCGUAUGAAUCCGGGGAAAAGAUUUUGAUUCUUGAUUUCGAAUUGGAUUCCACCAGCUCCACAGAUUUUAGCAGUGCGCCACCGUUUUCGUUUAAGAAAUUGUGGUUAUUUACGGGUCCCGGUUUUUUGAUGAGUAUUGCGUUCUUGGAUCCUGGUAAUUUGGAGGGGGAUCUGCAGGCGGGAGCAAUUGCCGGCUAUUCGUUACUUUGGUUAUUGAUGUGGGCAACAGCGAUGGGUCUAUUGAUCCAGCUUCUGUCAGUGAGAGUGGGUGUGGCAACCGGCCGGCACUUGUCCGAGCUGUGCCGCGAGGAGUACCCUGAUUGGGCACGGCUUUUGCUUUGGUUCAUGGCGGAGCUGGCUUUGAUUGGGGCAGAUAUUCAAGAAGUUAUUGGCAGUGCAAUUGCUAUCCAGAUUUUGAGCUGUGGGAUGAUCCCCCUUUGGGCUGGGGUGUUGAUUACUGCCUCUGAUUGUUUUAUGUUUUUACUUCUUGAAAACUAUGGAGUGAGGAAGUUGGAAGCUGUUUUUGCUGUUCUUAUUUCAACAAUGGCACUUUCGUUUGCUUGGAUGUUUGCUGACACUAAACCCAGUGGAAAGGAGCUUCUAAUAGGUCUCUUGGUUCCAAAGCUCAGCUCAAGAACAAUUCGACAAGCUGUGGGAGUUGUGGGUUGUGUAAUAAUGCCUCAUAAUGUUUUUCUGCACUCUGCUUUGGUGCAGUCAAGGAAGAUUGACCCUAAAAAGAAAGGUCAGGUCCAGGAGGCCAUUAAUUACUAUGCAAUUGAGUCCUCAGUUGCUCUUCUUGUCUCCUUCAUGAUCAAUCUAUUUGUCACAACUGUCUUUGCAAAAGGGUUCUAUGGCAGUAAACAAGCAGAUAGUAUAGGAUUAAGAAUUGCAUGGACAGUGGCUGGCCUGGUGAUGGUGAUUAAUGGGUAUCUUUUGCUAGACUUUUUUCUGUCGGAAGUUAACGGGCUGCUUUUUGGUUUCCUUGUUUGUGCUGGAACAGCAGCAUAUGUUGCAUUUAUUGUAUAUCUUGUUUCACAUAGCGGUAGUGAACUUUCGAAUUGGCUAAACCAAUUAUUCUCCAAGGGGAAUGUGUAG